AUGACAAGAAGAGUAUUACAAAGAAAUAAGGGGAAGUUGAUCACCUCGACCCUGUUAAUGACAAUAAUGUUAACAACGGGUAUUUUUACGUUGCUAAUGUUUAAGAAUUGGCUCCAUAACCAGCAGCAGCGAUUGAAAGAACAGCAUUUUGCCAAAGAGCAGAUUAAGCGGCGUUUUAAUCAGACUCAGAAAGAUGCUGUACAUACUGUUCAUCGUUUGGUUCCAGUUUUGGCUGCGGUGUUAAGCCGUGACGCAGACCUUGACGCGAUUGUUCAUACGUUAAAGGAGCAGAAGUCUAAAAAGAAGAUAGCUGAAAAUCAACUGGAAGGUUCAUCGGGAUCUAUUUCGCAAGAUUCCAUGUCGGGAGACUCCCAACAGGUUCCUAGUAAGGCUGAAUUGUGGCAGCAGCUGAAACAGGAAAGUCUGGUGCAUUUAAUGGUGAUUGUAUACACUAUGUGCAUGUUACUGCUCUUGACUCGCCUAAAAUUGAAUAUUCUUGCACGGAGGCAGUACCUUGGCAGUGCUAUUAAACUAGCAGUAGAGAACGAGUCCGAGCGUUCGCAAACGAUGAACCGCUGGGCUUCGAAUGCUUGGUCGUAUGCUGUGGGGCUUAUUACCGGGAAGCAAUCCUCUCCAGAUUCGAAAGUCAAUUUAGAGACAGAUAAUUCAAAGCAAUCGUCACCUACAGAGGACCGCGCCGCAGUUGUUGCUUGCAUUAACGAAGAGGCCUUCCUAUCGCUGUCCUGGUGGCUCCUCAACCGCGGUUGGCCGUUGGCCCAGCCACUCAUUGAGAAGCACGUCCGUUUGCAGUUUGGCCACCUAUCUCCACGUGAUCGCCUAAGCAUUACUGAUUUUGAAACUCUUCUAUCCCACGCUAUUCACGAUAUAAACGCAGAGUUGUUGGCCCCCGGUCCCCAAUCGCCUCUUCUCCAGUGCUUCCUACCUGACUCACCUGCUGCUCAGCGUCUUGUCUUAGAGGAAGCUCUCGACGACCGAACUGCGUUACGAAUUCUGUUUGAGGACGACUCUGUUCUCCGCCAGCUUCUUCGUGAGACCACUGCAUGCUUGCAGUCAACCGCAACUCUUAUUGUACUCGAGAGUCUUGUGAAUGAGUCCUUCCACUACAUCAUGCAGCAAACAGAGCAGAAAGUUUCUAAAAACGCUCGCAAAGGCCCACAAAAUGGUCCUCCAGAAGCAUACCCUGUUGCGCUCUACGCGAUAAGCGUAAAGGAAGUCUGCAGCGACGUGCUUCGGCAUAAUGCAACAGAUGACUACAAUAAUGAGUUCCUACAACGCCUAGACGCUGUACCCGAGCUAGACGACCUCAGCGCAAGCGUUUAUAGUAAUUUUGGAUUCUAA
Eremothecium sinecaudum is the source of this 1359-nucleotide messenger RNA. RefSeq names its product Pex3p (gene PEX3). Gene Ontology annotation, cellular component: peroxisomal membrane. Gene Ontology annotation, molecular function: protein-macromolecule adaptor activity. The transcript has a single exon. Bases 1 to 1359 code for a protein of 452 amino acids. Lineage: Eukaryota; Fungi; Ascomycota; Saccharomycetes; Saccharomycetales; Saccharomycetaceae. The record is from RefSeq and is a predicted model, not a curated record. Gene Ontology annotation, biological process: protein import into peroxisome membrane.